ACCCAUCUGUGUCAACCUUUCAUUGUGCUGCCCUCUCCAUCCAACAUGGGCAACUGGGUGCAACACUGACAAUCAUUCUUCAAGCUACACACUCACUUGUCUCUGUUACUACUCUCUUGAUUCACUUCUUCACGGCCGGCCAGUUCGACCACUUUAUUUUCUAGAUACCCGCUUCUCUUCUACCUAUCUACACCUUCUGUUUUCCUCCGACUUGAAUCCUCGAUUUCUCAUAUCAAGGAAACACCAUGAUGUUUAGACAAUCUAUUGCGCUUGCGCUUGUUGCCAUUUUUGGCCUGGUCAGCGCCCAGACACCUUCUGUCUGCUCGACCGGUUGUGUGAAUGGUGUCUUUGUCAAUGCUGCCAAUGUUGGAUGUGCGAACGGAGAUACACUAUGUGUCUGUAGCAAACCCGAUUUGUACAAUGCGGGCAUUCACGAUUGCAUUACUCAAGCAUGUGUUGCUGAUUUUCCCGAUCUUCAAAUUCCCCUUGCCGAGACUUAUGCCAAUCAGCUCUGCGCAAGCGCAUCUGCGAGUGCUGCACCUCCUGUUUCUACUAGUACACCCGCGCCAGAAACCCCUGUACCUCAACCUACAACUACUGAAGCAGCACCAGCCACUACCUCAACUCCUGCUGCUGAAACUACCACUUCUGUACCUAGUGUAGAGUCCACAUCCCAGAGUGUCACUCCAACUUCGAACGGAGUGAGCUCAACUUCGUCAGCCUCCUCCGAGACCACCCCGACUAGCAGUGUAAUCAGUGUAGUAUCAGACAAGGUCUCACCCACCAGCUCGGCAUCUACUACAGAGUCAGCUUCCAAAUCCUCGGCGUCGACUACCUCUGGCACGGCGGAACCAGCUGCCACGUCAGGAGCUUCAAGCGAAUCAAGCAAAUCAGAAACCAAUGGACUCUCAACAGCCGUAAAGGCUGGAAUUGGUGCUGGAGUCGGAGCAGCCGUCUUAGCAGCCAUCAUCAUUGCAGCAUGUGUCUGUCUACGACGCCGACAACGGAAUAAUGCGGCCAAUAACCGUGUUCGCAAUUACAAAAUCUCCGAGCCUAUGGCUGUCGCGAAUAGCCAAUACGGACAAGAAAUUAGCAGAGCUGAAGCUGGCCUGCCCAGGCCGAUCAUGACUAAUAUGCGAGCACGUCCAGAUUCUAUUGGCAUGGCCACCUCACCGACCUCCGUCUACUCCUCAGGCUCAUCCGACCUUGAAGCCCAUGCGAGACGCUAUGAGGAUAUGAUGCCUCGUACACAACCAAGAACCAUGAUCUAAGUCGAUCGAAUUUGUUUCAGUGCCCGAUCCCGGUUGUAUCGGCUUGAUCAAGGCGCCCGGUGGGAGAAACCAGAAGUUGUUAUUUUGUGGAUCUGCAAAGGUUCCUUGCUUCGUCCAAUGUGAUGGCUUUUUGUUCUCGGAAAUGUGCAGCCAGUCUAGUUCAAUUGCCAAAAUACAUCAUGAAUUGUAUUGAUAUGGUUUGGUGGCGAUGACCUAUGUCUUCGAUCGGGCAAUGAUCAAAGGACAAAAUGACAUGUAGCUAUGCCUCUAUAAAACUGUUGAUGUUGUCAAAAUAAUAUCCGAAAUGCUAUGUCUUGGACA
Molecule: messenger RNA, 1592 nt
Organism: Xylaria bambusicola
Lineage: Eukaryota; Fungi; Ascomycota; Sordariomycetes; Xylariales; Xylariaceae
Exons: 3
Coding region: 246-1271 (341 amino acids)
Source: RefSeq, a predicted model, not a curated record